GGCGGGAGGUGGAGUAGUCCUCAGGACUUGUACAGACCCGCUUCUAGCUCCACAGAGCCUCUCCCUGCCUCCCACCUCUGCGAAGCCUGGGGCCGCAGUACCGUCUUUCUGCCGCUGACUCGGCCCGGCGCUUCAGGGACCCUCCGCUUCGGCAUGCCUUCCUUGAAUUUUUCUAGAUCCUCCUCUGGUGACUGGGUCCCGGCAGUGGUGUCCAGGCGGGGCGCUCUAAGGCGGGAGCAGGACCCGCGGGGGCCCUAUCCCAGUUACUCCCUUUCGGGGGUUCUCUACCCAGAGCGCAUGGCGUGGACCAAAUGCCUUGAGGAGCUCCGGGACUCGAGUCUAUGAGAUCGUUCUUACUGGGGGUGGGUCUCAGUUCCAGGAGCGCAUAUUCCUUUCGAGAGAUCCGACGAGAUUGGUGCUGACACGCUGAUUUAGGGUAAUUCAAAUGGUUCAUAUGGGUAGUGACCUUGCAGAAAACAUUUGCUCAGGGGCCCCGCGCACUCCGGAGGAUUCCCGGCCACCUCUGGGCAUCUCUUCUUACUUGGGGAUGGCAGUGUCUCCCUGGCGGGAUCCUUGCAAAGGCAAAGCCCCGGCCAGAGGCGCACAGUGGACGAAUGCCUUCCUUCUGGGGAGGCGACCCUGGUGUGGGGGAGCCAAAGGGGACCUCGGAGGGGGAUGGGGAGGGUCCUGCGCUCUGGAAUCCCGGGGUCGGAGGUGGUCCCGAAGACGCAGACCAGGGUUGCCGGCUCCCAGAGGAGAGUGAGGCGGGGGAGGGCAGGACAUGCAUCAGCCUCGCCCUCCACCCCCUGCCCCAGCCCGCUGGGCAUAGGCUUGGACGCCUCUACUCGGAUUAUGUAACCCCGGAACGUGGCAGCCGGGUGAGCAAAGGAGAGGAGGCUGGGGAAAGGAAGAGAGAGGAGAGGCGGGGCGCCGCGGUGCGGGGGUGGGAAGCACCGCCUCUAGCUGGGCCCCUUGGGUGUCCUUCAGAAGAAUUCCUGGAAAGCCAGCCCUCCCCCACUCCGUACCCCAGCCGCCGCCUCAGUUUCCUCUCACCCUUCUUUCCGUCCCACCCGUCCUGGCAGGGGGUUCUGACUGGAUAGAUUUCCCUCACGGGUUGUAGUUUCCUCCCCAAAGUUCUCGGCUUCGCUACCUAGGCUAAGUCAGUUAGCCGCCCUGAGCCUCAGUUUACCAGUUUGUAAGAUGAGAUUUGUCUGAGAGGCCACGGGUAAAGCGCCUGGCACGGGGCAUGGUACACAGGUCCGAGGCCAACUAGCGGGCUGUGGGCGUGUCGAAGGCCGCAGGGGGCGUGCGGCGGCGGCAGGAAGGGGCGGGGGGCUCCCGAGCCCCAGCAGGAAGAGGCGAACCCACCGGCCAUCGCGGGACCAGCGCGUGUCCUCGCUUUGGACCCAGCCAUGUGGGGUCUCCUGCUCGCCUUGGUCACCUUCGCGCCUGCCGUCGGGGUGAGUCUGGGGGCGUCCGGCGCCUCGGUGCUGGGCCUGGCGUCGCCCGCGACCACCGAGGCCCCGGUCUCGACCCCGGCCCCGCGUAGCAGCCAGGCAGAGCUGUCCGCAGGGAACAAGAACGGGACCUCAGAACAGCAUGUCCGGAUUCGAGUCAUCAAGAAGAAAAAGAUCAUCAUGAAGAAGCGAAAGAAGCUAACUCCCCCCAGACCCCCGGUGACUGCCGGGGCUUCAGUGACCACCAGCCCUGCAAGGACCCUUGACCUCCCCAAGAAGCAAGAACCAGACUGUCCCCCUUUGGGCCUGGAGUCCCUGCGAGUUUCAGAUAACCAGCUUGAUGCAUCUAGCAGCCAGUCCUUUGGUCUUGGACCGCACCGAGGACGGCUCAACAUCCAGUCAGGCCUCGAGGAUGGUGACCUUUUUGAUGGUGCCUGGUGUGCCGAGCAGCAGGAUGCCGAGCCCUGGCUUCAGGUGGAUGCUAGGCACCCCACCCGCUUCUCAGGCAUUAUCACACAGGGCAGGAACUCCAUCUGGAGGUAUGACUGGGUCACAUCAUACAAGGUCCAGUUCAGCAAUGACAGUCUUACCUGGUGGGGGAGUAAGAAUCGCAGCAGUGGGAUGGACGCGGUAUUUCCUGCCAAUUCGGACCCAGAGACACCCGUGCUGAACCUCCUGCCUGAGCCGCAGGUGGCCCGUUUCAUUCGCCUGCUGCCCCAGACCUGGCUCCAGGGAGGUGCAUCCUGCCUCCGGGCAGAGAUCCUGGCCUGCCCAGUCUCAGAUCCUAAUGGUCUGUUCCCUGAGGUCCCUGUGCUGGGAUCCUCCGACACACUGGACUUCCGGCAUCAUGAUUAUAAAGCCAUGAGGAAGCUGAUGAAGCAGGUGAACGAGCAGUGCCCCAACAUCACCCGCGUCUACAGCAUCGGGAAGAGCCACCAGGGCCUGAAGCUGUAUGUGAUGGAAAUGUCGGACCAGCCUGGGGAGCAUGAGCUGGGAGAGCCUGAGGUGCGCUACGUGGCCGGCAUGCAUGGGAAUGAGGCCCUGGGGCGGGAGUUGCUCCUGCUCCUAAUGCAGUUCCUGUGCCGUGAGUUCCUGAGAGGGGACCCGCGGGUGACCCGGCUGCUCACCGAGACGCGCAUUCACCUGCUGCCCUCCAUGAACCCUGACGGCUAUGAGACUGCCUUCCGCCGGGGCUCGGAGCUGGUGGGCUGGGCAGAGGGCCGCUGGAACCAUCAGGGCAUUGACCUUAACCAUAAUUUUGCUGACCUCAACACACCACUGUGGGAAGCAGAGGAUGAUGGGCUGGUGCCUGACACUGUCCCCAACCAUCACCUGCCACUGCCUACUUACUACACCCUGCCCAAUGCCACUGUGGCUCCUGAAACGCGGGCAGUGAUCAAGUGGAUGGAACGGAUCCCUUUUGUGCUAAGUGCCAACCUCCACGGGGGUGAGCUCGUGGUGUCCUACCCCUUCGACAUGACUCGGACUCCGUGGGCUGCCCGUGAACUCACGCCCACCCCAGAUGAGGCAGUGUUUCGCUGGCUCAGCACUGUCUAUGCUGGCACUAAUUGGGCAAUGCAGGACCCAGAUCGCCGACCCUGCCACAGCCAGGACUUCUCCUCGUAUGGCAACAUCAUCAACGGGGCUGACUGGCACACAGUUCCUGGGAGCAUGAAUGACUUCAGCUACCUACACACCAACUGCUUUGAGGUCACUGUGGAGCUGUCCUGUGACAAGUUUCCUCACGAGAACGAGCUGCGCCAGGAGUGGGAGAACAACAAAGAUGCCCUUCUCACCUACCUGGAACAGGUGCGCAUGGGCAUUGCCGGAGUUGUGAGGGACAAGGACACGGAGAUUGGGAUUGCUGAUGCUGUCAUUGCCGUGGAUGGGAUUAACCAUGAUGUAACAACGGCAUGGGGCGGGGAUUAUUGGCGCCUGUUGACCCCAGGGGACUAUGUGGUGACUGCCAGUGCUGAGGGCUACCACGCAGCGACUCGGAACUGCCGGGUCACCUUUGAAGAGGGCCCUGUGCCCUGCAAUUUCCACCUCACCAAGACUCCCAAACAGAGACUUCGAGAGCUGCUGGCAGCUGGGGCCAAGGUGCCCCCGGACCUUCGGAGGCGGCUGGAGCGACUGAGGGGACAGAAUUAACACCUCUAGCCGAAGAGCCCCAGAGCCUUGGGCAGGCUGGACCUGUCCAGAACUGAAGGAGGGGGCACGGAGAGUUGGGAGGGAGGGACAAAGUAGGGGGAAAGAUGCUCAGUCUCAUUAAAGCUAUUUGGCACCUCA
Orcinus orca (killer whale) is the source of this 3746-nucleotide messenger RNA. RefSeq names its product carboxypeptidase X, M14 family member 1 (gene CPXM1). Gene Ontology annotation, molecular function: zinc ion binding; metallocarboxypeptidase activity. The coding region runs from base 1413 to 3608 and encodes 731 amino acids. The transcript is spliced from 15 exons. The record is from RefSeq and is a predicted model, not a curated record. Gene Ontology annotation, biological process: proteolysis. NCBI's taxonomy places the organism in Eukaryota, Metazoa, Chordata, Mammalia, Artiodactyla, Delphinidae.